Messenger RNA from Halichondria panicea, 1373 nucleotides. RefSeq lists its product as uncharacterized. The transcript is spliced from 6 exons. Gene Ontology annotation, molecular function: protein binding. Bases 68 to 1213 code for a protein of 381 amino acids. The record is from RefSeq and is a predicted model, not a curated record. Lineage: Eukaryota; Metazoa; Porifera; Demospongiae; Suberitida; Halichondriidae.
GGUCCUCUUUCAGCUGUCUCCAACCUCCGUGCUCAGUCAUCAAGCACCAACAUCACAAUCACCUGGGAUGCUCCCUUCUCUCUUAACCUCACCACAGCUGAACCAGACAUACAGUAUUGUGUGGAUGUGUACGAUAGUGUCACUGGUGUUCUACUACACUCUGAGUGUGGUAUUAUUGAGGAACAUUACACCUAUUCCCCUAGCAACCCCUGCUCGAUGUAUUGCAUUGUUGGUGACACCUAGGAGCAAUCUUGACGGAGCUCUCAAUGGAAGCAUUGCACGGUUUCAGGGAUUUUCAGUGCAGCCAGUAUCAGUGAUACAAGCUGAAGGCCUGGAGGCAGUGUUUGAGUGUUUGUACCCUGGAGCAACCGCUUAUAGUUGGGGACUCGAUAGAAUAUACCCACCUGCUGAUGCGUUUCCACCUGAUCUAACUCGUACCCCACCGUCUGGUAAUACUCCAGCAAGACUUUCUAUCCCAUCGACAGGGCAAUACAACAGCACUGUGGUGCAGUGUAGGGCUGUGCUUGAUGUGGGAGGAGAUGCACAGUUUGUGCAAACAUGUGAUGCUCUGUUGUUAGUACAAGGUCCACUGGGUUCUGUUACUGGACUGAGACUAGACAUGGUGACCUCUACUUCAGUGACUCUCACCUGGGAUGCCCCCUUCUCUCUAGACCUCACCACAGCUGAGCCAGACACACAGUAUUGUGUGGAUGUGCACAGUGUUCCUGGAAGACAACUGGUGGAGUCAACAUGUGACAUCAUCGACACUAAUAACACUUUCUCUACCAGUGAUCAAGACCAGUUAGUAUUUACAGUGACACCAAGAAGUAAUGUGGAGGGUAGUCUCAAUGGAACCUCCAGUGAACUAGUCGGACCUCCUUCGCAAGCUAACGACACGAUUACUGACAUCUCACCAUCGUCAUCUCUUCCUGAGUCUAUUCAACCACCCUCUAUUUAUACAGUAGCAGUGUCUUCAGGUGUGACAGCUGCGGUAGUUCUACUCCUACUCUUAGUUAUCGCCAUUUUAACAGCUGUUGUCAUAGUGAAACGAAAACAAAGGAACCACAAAGGUGAUGUUGUUGUAUCAGAUGGAAGAAUGGAUUUGUCAUCAACAUUGCCAGGAAUUGAGCAGCCUAACGAAGCUCAUGCUCCAGUGCUCAAUAAGAACAUUGUCUAUGAGCAGACACGGAUACCAAGACACAAUGCACGGUAGUAGCAAUGGAGGAUAGGAACACUGAGCCAAGUCAUGAGUACGAAGAAGUAUUAUCUCAGGGACAUUUUUAGAAUGAUUGAGCGUCACCUCACAUUAUUACAUAAUGUAGUUGUCCCAAAUACACGUAAAAUAAAUUGUGGUUACAUUAGUGUUGUUAUUU